Messenger RNA from Puccinia triticina, 1416 nucleotides. RefSeq lists its product as uncharacterized. The record is from RefSeq and is a predicted model, not a curated record. The coding region runs from base 1 to 1416 and encodes 471 amino acids. NCBI's taxonomy places the organism in Eukaryota, Fungi, Basidiomycota, Pucciniomycetes, Pucciniales, Pucciniaceae. The transcript has a single exon.
AUGAGCACGCCGUUCAUCGUGUUUUGCUUGGCCUCGUGUGUGGUAUGCUCAGUCUCACUGAAUCUGCCAACUUACUCUGUGGAAAAGACAAUAAUCACAGCCGAUGAUGGACUUGAAUUACCCGAUCUAAACGAACCGGCACCCGUUCGACUUUCGUUCGAGGAAUCGAGCACUUGCGGUCAAACAAUUAUGCACUGGUCGCAUGCGCCAGGGCCGAGUCAUCUUCCGGGGGCAAAACAUGUGAAACCGGCAAUGGUAUCCAAGAUGCCCUCUCAGGAGGAUACCAUAUCACAUGGCCAACAUCCAUCUGGUGGCCCCCGCAAGCAAAAAACAGUUGAUCUAGACUCUGAUCAAAGUCCAAAGAGGUCCAAGUUCGAGCAAGAUCACAGGAUACAAACCUCAGAAGGGGGGACCAAGCAGCCCAUGGAGAUCGCCUCUUUCCCUGUAGAGAUAUCAGAAAAUGGAAAUAAUUUCAAGGAAGCUGGCCAAGAUAUACCACAUUCCACAAGCUACGAUAGUCGGAGAAAAGUAACAAGUCAAGCCACUCAGCCAGCCUUUAAAGUUUACGAUUGGGAUUUUUUGAGAGCUCGUGGGCUAGAUGACGGAACGAGUAAUGAACCUCAGAAAAUUGAACUGGUCUCGCUUUUUAAAGACUUUCGAUUUGAAGUGACUGGCGGUUUUUAUUGGGUUCACCCAAUGAAGCUUCAGGAAGUCAGGCGGAAUUUCCGUCAAAAUCGCCACAAACUUAACCGAAAUCUCAAAUUGCUCAAUAGCACCAAGAAAGGCGAGCUACUCGGUCAACUUGUCUUGAAGCUAUCAGAUGAGAAACUAGCACUAGAUCAAUAUCCAACUUUCUCCGCAAUCAAGUCUGAGUUCGAAUCUAAACUGGGCGAAAGAACAAACGAGCUUGGAAAGCUAGCCAAUCCUCCCCAAAUCAGCAUCAGGAAAAUCAAAUCGAUACAAAUUUUUGCAAACAACGUUUCCAAAAUAAGCACAUUCUUAGCAAUCUUCCAUCUCUCGUUAUUCAAGCAACACGACGUAAGUGAUGGAGAUCAAUUUCUGCUGAGCCGAAAAACAGUCGAAGAUAUCUUGGUUUUCCUCAGAAAAUUUUGGACAGAACUUGUGUUCGCCGACAACCAGCCAUCUAAACAUGAAUCCGUCACCGAGCUAUCUGAAAUGCUACGAUUUCAACUCCACUCGACUUUUGAUAACUGCGUGAGGUAUGACAAAGCAAUAUGGUAUCGCAGAGCCUGGAGCGUAGUGGACUACUGGGCAGUCCAGCACGGUAAAAGGUCAAUAGCGAAGGAUGGUCAAGACACAUUUCCAGUCGAAUUAGUUAACAAUAUGCUGCUUUAUUCAAAUCCUACCUUCUUCUCUCAACCUUCUAAAAAACCUAGAUCCCCUUGGGUUAGAUAG